Messenger RNA from Tarenaya hassleriana, 1101 nucleotides. RefSeq names its product protein YIF1B-like. The coding region runs from base 154 to 963 and encodes 269 amino acids. Gene Ontology annotation, biological process: endoplasmic reticulum to Golgi vesicle-mediated transport. NCBI's taxonomy places the organism in Eukaryota, Viridiplantae, Streptophyta, Magnoliopsida, Brassicales, Cleomaceae. The record is from RefSeq and is a predicted model, not a curated record. Gene Ontology annotation, cellular component: Golgi membrane; endoplasmic reticulum membrane; COPII-coated ER to Golgi transport vesicle. The transcript has 5 exons.
GUACGCGUUAUUCACUUGACGCGCUCGGCGGCAUCUUCGGGCUCUGAUCUGAGUUUGCGACUCUCGCGCUCUCUCUCUCUCUCUCUCUGUAUCGUAGAAGAAAACCCUAAUUUGGUACCUCUAACUAUCAUUUGCAUCAGCUAAGCUGCAGAGAUGUACAAUAAUGUGGGGCCUCAGCCCGGUAUGCCAAGAGCUCCGGGAAACCCUCAGCCAAGUCCAUUUGGGAAUGCAUUUUCUGGACCUGGCUCCGGGUUUAUCCGUAGCGGUUUGGGAGCGUAUGGGGAGAGAAUUCUGGGAUCCAGCUCUGAGUAUGUCCAGAGCAACAUAAGCCGUUACUUCUCUGAUCCGCAAUACUAUUUUCAAGUGAAUGAUCAAUAUGUGAGGAACAAACUGAAGGUGGUUUUGUUUCCAUUUCUGCACAGGGGGCAUUGGACUAGAAUAUCAGAACCGGUUGGGGGCAGACUCUCGUACAAGCCACCGAUCUAUGAUAUAAAUGCGCCAGACUUGUACAUUCCGUUCAUGGCAUUUGGCACCUAUGUUGUUCUUGCUGGACUAUCAUUGGGACUUAACGGGAAGUUUACUCCAGAAGCUUUGAAUUGGCUGUUUGUGAAAGGAUUGGUUGGCUGGUUUUUGCAAUUCAUGAUGCUGAAAGUAAUGUUGUGGUCGUUGGGUAGCGGAGAAGCACCCUUCUUGGACAUCGUGGCAUAUGCAGGCUAUACUUUUACAGGGCUCUGUCUCGCCGUUGUUGGAAAGAUAAUUUGGGGAUACUCGUACUAUGCAUUGAUCCCGUGGACCUGCUUGUGCUCGGGGGUUUUCUUGGUGAAGACGAUGAAGCGAGUCCUCUUUGCAGAAGUCAGGACUUAUGACUCAAGCAGACAUCACUACCUCCUGCUCUUUUUGGCUUUAGCCCAGUUUCCUCUUUUGAUCUGGCUCGGUAACAUCAGUGUUAAUUGGCUUUUCUGAAUUUGCAUUACCUGAAUAUAUUGUUAUGCGAGGAUUGCUCAGGUCAUGUAUCAGUUUUUGAGAUGUAUUUGCAGAAUAGGUGUUGGUGUAUUCUGUCAACAAGAAUAUGAUGAAGAACAUUGCAUUGCAGUUCAGACA